AUGGCUUCGCCUGGGGCAUCCUUUAUUAAGGGUACGUUGGUGGGGAUCGUUUCCUGGGCUUUGCUAACUACUCUCAGCCAUAUUCACAUUCGACAUGAGGGUCUGCUUCAAAACCACAGACACCGUCACCUUCCCCCACCCGGCGGAAAGGAGUUCUUAAACUUGUUAGACGCCACACGCUCGCAGCUCAACCGAAGCAUCCGGGUCCUGUGUGUCAUCCUCGGAGAAUGGGAAGACCAGAGCGACUGGGCCGUCCUGAAAAAGACCUGGACCAAGCACUGCGACGGCGCAGAGCUGGUCCGAGCGAAGAGCGACGAUCGGUGGAUUCAGAUGAGGGACACGUACAAGUAUGUCUUUGGGAAGUACGGCUACAACUACAGCUGGUACUUUGUUACCCUCCCCACCACCUUCGCGGUCAUCGAGAACUUAAAGUACUUUCUCCUGACCAGGGACGCCUGGCAACCUUUCUACCUGGGCCACACCGCCCUCUCUGGAGACCUCGAGUAUGUGACUGCCGAAGGAGGAAUUGUCUUGAGCAUAGAGUCGAUGAAAAGAUUUAUCCAAAGGCUCCUUAACGACCAAAGCUGUUCAGAUCCCAAUUUGAUCUGGAAUCUAGCCUACGAUAGGCAGCUUGCCCUCUGCCUGAAGAAUGCAGGCAUUUUAGCCGAAAACGCAGAGGAUUUUGAAGGGAAAAAUGUAUUUAAUACAAAACCAAUCGCAUAUCUUAUUCAAGAGGCCAUGCUCGGCUACCCUCAACAAAUAGUAAAAGGUUGCUGUUCGGAUAUGGCUAUUACUUUUAACGGACUGACUCCCGAAAAGAUGGAAGUAAUGAUGUAUGGAGUAUAUCGGCUCCGGGCAUUUGGACAUCAUUUCAAUGACUCGCUAGUUUUCUUGCCGCCACAUGGUUCAAAAAACGACUGA
Messenger RNA from Dipodomys ordii (Ord's kangaroo rat), 921 nucleotides. It is a transcript of the gene C1galt1c1l, whose product is annotated as C1GALT1-specific chaperone 1 like. The transcript has a single exon. The record is from RefSeq and is a predicted model, not a curated record. NCBI's taxonomy places the organism in Eukaryota, Metazoa, Chordata, Mammalia, Rodentia, Heteromyidae. Bases 1 to 921 code for a protein of 306 amino acids. Gene Ontology annotation, molecular function: N-acetylgalactosaminide beta-1,3-galactosyltransferase activity.